UAUAUUAAAGAAAGGAAAAGAAAAAGAAAAAAACACACACAUGACACUCUCUCUCUCUCUCUCUCUCCCCUAAAUUAAACCCUCUCUUCGCUCUUCCACAACGCCUUCUCAUCAUCAUCAUCUUUAUAUGCUCGUUCCCUGCUCUUUGUUUUCCGGCGAACAAGUAGAAGCGAUAAGACUGCGCCAAAGAAAAGCAAGUCAAAUCUGCAUGACCCGUCGAUAUUACGAGGCAUAGAUCAGGAGGAGAGGAGGAGAGGAGGAAAGGAGGAAACUCAUAAACUGUUGUACGCAGGCAGUUAGCAGCUCUCAGUUGCCAGUUGCCGUUGAAGAAAGACUGAUAAAUAAAGAGAUAUAGAUCGAGGUCUGAGGAUCAAGGAAAAAGUGGAGAGGAGAGUGUGAAAAAGCUUCAAGGCUUUUUCUCGUCUUUACAGGAAAAUGAAGUAAUCUCUAUGAAAUUCAAGCAAGAUCUGCUUCGAAACUCUUCAUCGAAUAAAACGCUACUUCACGAGAUCCAAUCCACCUUCAACCAUCGCCGAAUCAACCUUCCUUUGCUGUUCAUAUCUCUUGACCUCCAGCCACUCCAAGAAUCUUCAACCCCAAGCCUAAGAUACUAAUAAACGCAAAAAAGGGAAGAGAAAUCUACACCGUAUCCUCCAAAGUGCAGAAAAGGAGUGAAAAUUCAAAGUUGAAGCAUAAUUUGUAGGAAUGGCAUCAUCGUCCAAUUCUCCAUGUGCAGCAUGUAAGUUUCUCCGGCGAAAGUGUCAGCCGGAGUGUGUGUUUGCGCCAUACUUCCCACCGGACCAACCCCAGAAGUUUGCCAACGUGCACAAAGUGUUUGGUGCCAGCAACGUGACGAAGCUUCUCAACGAACUGCACCCACACCAGCGCGAAGACGCCGUCAACUCCUUGGCUUAUGAGGCUGACAUGCGGCUCCGAGACCCAGUUUACGGCUGCGUGGGCGUCAUCUCUGUCCUCCAACACCAACUCCGCCAACUCCAGAUGGAUCUCAGCUGUGCCAAAUCUGAGCUCUCCAAGUACCAGAACUUGGGAAUCACCAGUCACGGCCUCAUUGCGGCAGCAGCGGCCGCAGCCACGGCCACGGCCACCACCCACAAUCACCACCACCAUCCACAGAACCUGGGAAUCAACCUCAUUGGUGGUGGCCGGGAUCAUCACUACCAUCACCAGUUCUUCCCAAGGGAGCAACAACAGAUGAUCAGGACCUUUGAUGCUACCAACAACUACGAUGCAAGCCUUCUGGCCAUGAACGUUUCCGCAAGCAUUGGACAACUCAGUCAGUUUCACCAACCGAGGGCUGCUGGAGGCGACGAUCGCCGGAGCAUUGAUCCCUCUUAGGGUUUUCCAGAAAAAAACUUACUCCAAAUCCCAUUAAUGUCUGUUGGUUGUGAACAAGAUUCAGCAUUUUAAGUCGAGAGAGAGAGAGAGCGAGCUUAGUGUUGACUUCAUCUUAAUACCCUUUCAUAGACAAUUUUGUUAUAUUUAGUGUACUGCCUCUUAAUCUUUCUCAAUAUAUUAAUUAUCUUCA
Molecule: messenger RNA, 1546 nt
Organism: Vitis vinifera (wine grape)
Lineage: Eukaryota; Viridiplantae; Streptophyta; Magnoliopsida; Vitales; Vitaceae
Product: protein ASYMMETRIC LEAVES 2
Exons: 5
Coding region: 706-1356 (216 amino acids)
Source: RefSeq, a predicted model, not a curated record